AUGGUGCUGAGCAUACACGCUGACGCUCAAGCUCGUCUAAUUGUGGUCUCAACAAUGUGGAUUUGGAAAGGAUUCAUCCUUGCUGCUCUGUUCGCAGUGGUGUCGUCAAAAAGGCACCUGAUCACUGAUGAGGAACGACGAAAGCUCACCUGGAUUUGUGAGUACGAAAAGGAUGAACAGGGACGAAGGAUAUGCGUCCAUGCUGAUACAGAAUGCAGUUCCUGCAAAACAAUGAAGGAUGAACGCAAGAAGAAAGUUUGCUUAGGCGUCUGUGACAAUCAGAUAAAGUACAUUGAUGAUGAAACUAUGCAUUAA
Molecule: messenger RNA, 315 nt
Organism: Cylicocyclus nassatus
Lineage: Eukaryota; Metazoa; Nematoda; Chromadorea; Rhabditida; Strongylidae
Source: the annotation of a GenBank genome assembly